UGCAGCUUUGGCAGCUUCUUAAUGAUGGCAACCGAGGACUCUGAACUUCGUCAAAGAAAAAAGAAGCAAACUAAAAAGACUACGGAUGCCAUCACUGGGCAAGUGGUCGAUGGCGAGGAACUCGUAAAAUCGGGAAUUGAAAAAUUGCAGGAUCUGAAGAAGAACCUCGUGUCUGGAAGUGACACUGAUGAGGCUGAGAAGAAAGCCAAGCCGGUGGCGGCGGCGGCUCGUGCCCCUGCCGGCGGCGGCGUCCCAGCCACACCACGGCGUCGACUGGGUGGCGCUGGUGCUGCUGGUGGCCGGCCUCGUCACCAGGCUUUACCAGCUCGGCCUGCCCCGUGCCAUCGUUUUUGACGAGCUCCAUUUCGGCAAGUUCGCGGGCUACUAUGUGAACAACAUGUUCUUCUUCGACUCGCAGCCGCCACUGGGCAAGCAGCUGAUAGCCCUGGCGGCGUACAUCGCCGGCUACGACGGGGACUUCAGCUUCGACCGGAUCGGCUCGCCGUACCCGGCCUCGGUGCCGGUGUACAUGCUGCGUCUGCUGCCGGCCGUGGCCGGCUCUCUGCUGCUGCCAGCCGUCUACUGCCUGCUGCGCCAGCUCGGCCUGGCCAAGUACCCGGCGGCGCUGGCCGGCGUGCUGCUGCUGCUCGAGAAUGCUGUGCUGGUUCAGUCUCGGUUCAUGCUGAUGGAGCCGUUCCUGCUGCUGUUCUCCGUGUCCGGCGUGUUCUGCCUGCUGCGCUUCCGCCAGUACCGCGACCGACCGUUCUCGCGGCCCUGGCUGACCUGGCUGUGUCUGGGCUUCGCGCUGCUCGGGGCCGCCGCCACCGUGCGCUACUCGGGCCUGCUGACGCUGCUGCUGGGCUGCGUGAUCGUCUGCCGCGACUUCUGGACUCUCAUCCCCGUGCGCAGCAUCACCAACCGGCAGCUGCUGAGCCAGCUGGCGGUGCGCGCGCUGCUCAUGCUGGCCGUGCCGGUGGCCGUCUACCUGGCCAGCUUCUACGUCCACCUCAGCGUGCUGUACAAGGCCGGCGCGCACGACAACGUGAUGACCAGCGCGUUCCAGGCCAGUCUGGAUGGCGGCUUGGCCAGCAUCAUCCGGAACCAGCCGCUGGAGGUGGGCCACGGCUCUCAGGUGACGCUCCGUCACACGCUCGGCCGCACCUGCUGGCUGCACUCGCACGAGGGCGUCUACCCGGUCAAAUACGACGACGAGCGCGGCUCCUCGCACCAGCAGCAGGUCUCCUGCUACGGCUUCAAGGACGUCAACAACUGGUGGAUCGUCAAGCAUCCUGACGUCGAAGACAUGCGCGUGACGACGCCGUUCCGGCCGGUGAAGAACGGCGACGUCGUGCAGCUGGUGCACGGCAUGACCAGCCGGGCGCUCAACUCACACGACGUGGCGGCGCCCAUGUCGCCGGGGAACCAGGAGGUCAGCUGCUACAUCGACUACAACAUCUCGAUGCCGGCGAACAACCUCUGGAGGGUGGAGCUGCUGAACCCCAAGGACACCGGUGACGCGUGGCACGCCAUCAGGUCCCAGGUGCGGUUUGUGCACGCGAGCAGCGGCCAGGCGCUCAAGUACUCCGGCCAGCAGCUGCCCGAGUGGGGUCACAACCAGAUGGAGAUAGUGUGCGACAAGGUGGUGCAGCAGGACGAUACCAUCUGGAACGCCGAGGAGCACCGCUACACGCUCGCUGAAGGCAGCGAAAAACAGCAGAAGGACAUGGCCGGCGCCGAGAUGCUACCCGUGGGCAACGUGGAGCUCUCCUUCUGGGCCAAGUUCUCCGAGCUGCAGAUGAAGAUGCUGUUCAACAACCAGGAGACGGUGCAGGGCCACAUGUACGCCAGCGACCCGCUGGACUGGCUGUCGCUGAAGCGAGGCGUCGCCUACUGGAUCAGCCCCGAGAGCAACGCUCAGGUCCACUUCAUCGGCAACGUAGCCGUCUGGCUGGCGGCCAGCAGCUCCCUGCUCGGUUACCUGGCCAUUAUCGGCUUCUACAUGCUGCGCCGCCGCCGCGCCUGCUACGACAUCCCCGAGGACGAGUGGGACAAGAUGUGUGAUAUCGGCCUGAUCAUCCUGCUCGGCUUCGCCUUCAACUACUUGCCCUACUUCGUCAUCGACCACACGUUCUUCCUGCACCAUUAUCUGCCAGCGUACAUCUUCGCUGUGAUGAUGGUGUCCUGCGUGAUCGACCACAUCUUCGUCAUGAUAGACCGGCUGGGCGGCGGCUGGCUGCGCUGGGCGGCCGUGGCCGGCGUGCUCUGCUGGCUGGCCGCCGCGCUGUUCACCUUCGUCCGGUUCAGCGUCGUCGCGUACGGCACCACGGCGCUGACGGCGCCAGACGUACAGGCGCUGGCCUGGCGCGACACCUGGGACCUCAUCGUCCACAAGCCCUAGGCGUCCGCCCGGGGACCGCGCUGCCGGACCGGACCGGACCGGACCGGAGCGGCAGCGUGCGGCUCGCUUCGGGAGGUAGCGAUCUGGACAGGCCGCGGAGCUGUGGCAGCGCUGUUGUGACCAUUGUCUUCCACGUCUCUGGCGUCUGUAGUGGGACGGGUAAGGCGGCCUAUUGGUGGGAUCGUGGCCAACCACGGCAGUAAGAACGACAUCGAAUUAAAGGUACUCGUUGGCGUUCGUGUUUUUGUCUCAAGUUUUGAUACGUUAUUUUAUGUUGACAGUCGCAAGUUACGAACGUGCCCGAACUCAGUUGAUUUUCAUAGUUUGCGUGGCGAAGUCGCACCCGAACAUAAUAUUUUCGCGGUGGAUUUCGUACCGCGCGCGAAGUCCACCCCUCCUGAUGUGGUAGAGGGUUCUGUGGACAUGGAGGCGGCGCGAUUGAGGCCGAAGGCAGCCGGCGUGGAGCAUGGAGUAUACCUGUAUCCGCACCCGCACGGCCUGGUUGGCGGUGCCAGUGACGGAGCCCCCUCCUUUAGAGAAAGUUCCUGUCGGCCGGUGGUCCGACUGGACUCGUCAGAUUGCUGCGCCGUUGCCGCGCGUGAGCGAGGCGCCCGCCGGCCGCGGGGUCGCGUCCGCAGUGUAUCGGAGCCGUCCACUCGUCGAUGCUGAAUCUUAGACAGAUUAGCACUCUUCCAUGUUGUUGUGCGCUUGUACGUCUCCCGAACGGCAGCUGUUACGAGCCCAGUGUUUUGCAAAUAUUUUAUCGGUUUUGGUACUGUACUUCAAUAAAAGCGGCAUAUUUUCGA
This is a messenger RNA of Pollicipes pollicipes, 3204 nucleotides long. RefSeq names its product protein O-mannosyltransferase 1. Gene Ontology annotation, biological process: protein O-linked glycosylation via mannose. Gene Ontology annotation, cellular component: membrane; endoplasmic reticulum. Bases 188 to 2398 code for a protein of 736 amino acids. The transcript has 13 exons. The record is from RefSeq and is a predicted model, not a curated record. Lineage: Eukaryota; Metazoa; Arthropoda; Thecostraca; Pollicipedomorpha; Pollicipedidae. Gene Ontology annotation, molecular function: dolichyl-phosphate-mannose-protein mannosyltransferase activity.